Messenger RNA from Tachysurus fulvidraco (yellow catfish), 1857 nucleotides. RefSeq names its product lipid droplet associated hydrolase (gene ldah). NCBI's taxonomy places the organism in Eukaryota, Metazoa, Chordata, Actinopteri, Siluriformes, Bagridae. The record is from RefSeq and is a predicted model, not a curated record. Bases 296 to 1285 code for a protein of 329 amino acids. Gene Ontology annotation, cellular component: lipid droplet. The transcript is spliced from 9 exons. Gene Ontology annotation, molecular function: lipase activity. Gene Ontology annotation, biological process: lipid storage.
CAAAUGAAAGAACCAGAAGAAAACAAUCACGGAAAUCUUGUGUGCAGUCGAUUCAUCGUUUCUUGCUAUGAUUUUGGGGAGGAGAUUGGAAACUCUUCUAAAAAGCAAUUUUAUAAACAUUUUUGACAUCCAAAACUACGCAAAAUUCCUUGUCGGAAAUCAAGGUUAAGGAUUGACAUGUUUCUAGAGAACUUAGCACACAUAAUGUCUGCACUUUUUUUCUGGUAUACAUCAUCAAAGUGUGAAGCUGGAGGAGGAUGGCUCAUCGCCUAGCUGUUCUGGUCCAGCUAAUGCAAUGGGCAGUAAGUCUGAAUGCCAGAAAGAUGAUGCAGCUGUGGAGCAUGUCUACUGCAGAGGUGCUGUCACAGAGUUGCUUAAGUAUGGACACAGAAAUCUGCACACAGCUACUAAAAACUCCAACUCACCUCAAGUACUCAUCCUUGUUAUCCCAGGCAACCCAGGUGUAGUGGGAUUUUAUAAGACCUUCAUGUGGACAUUGUAUCAGGCAUUUAACAAGCUAUACCCAGUCUGGGCUGUGAGUCAUGCCGGGCACUGUGCACUUCCAGACACGAUGGAUAUGGUUGAAGAUGCUUCGGUGGCCGAGGCAGAGGAUGUGUUUGGCUUGAAUGGGCAGAUUGAGCACAAACUCGGCUUUCUCUUGGAACACGUGCCCCGAGACACACACCUUAUCCUGAUUGGUCACUCAAUCGGCUGCUACAUCAUUCUGGAGAUGAUGAAGAGAGACCCAGAGUUAAAGGUGGUGAAGUCUGUGCUGCUGUUCCCCACUAUCGAACGCAUGGCCUCAAGUCCGCAGGGCAAGGUCAUGACUCCUGUGCUGUGUCACCUGCGCUACAUUGUCUACUUGCCCAUUUUCCUUCUCUCUCUCCUUCCCGAGAGGCUGAAGGCUGGCAUGGUGCAGAUGGUUUUGAGGAACAUGCAUUCACUAGACACAUCCUGUGUCCCAGCAACCCUCAGCUUGAUCAAUGUGGACUGUGCUGGAGGCUUGCCAACAAAUGCUAUGUAUAUGGGGAGUCAAGAAAUGAGGAUGGUGCUAGAUCGAGAUAACCUGACCAUACAGCAACAUCUUGACAAGCUUAUUUUCUACUACGGAGCCACAGACCACUGGUGCCCUGUGCAGUACUUCCAGGAUAUUCGAAGAGACUUUCCCGAUGGAGACGUUCGUCUGUGUGAGCGCGGUCUGCGCCAUGCAUUUGUCCUUGACGCGGGUGAAGAGAUGGCUAACAUGAUCACCGAGUGGAUCCGUGGUGACCUAAGAGGAUUAUAGUACUACUAGAAUCAAAGCAAACCUGACUAAUGACAUACACAAGCUCAGUAUUCCAGUCCAGUUCAAAAUGACUUGCAUUACAAGACCUUUUAAAGGCCUUUAUUAUUAUGGUGCUGAAACUCAGCAAUCAAUUCCAAUGAAAAUGCACAGAUUCUCAAAUCUGUGCCUUAAAAUUAAAAAUAAGACUAAGAAAUAAGCUUAAUAAGUGAUGUUAUUAUGCUCUACCCUAAACAUAUGAGUAUUCUGAUUUUAUUAAGACUAGAAGCAUAAAUGGAAGUUUAUUGUUUUAUUUGCUUGUUUGUUUUUAAUAAGUGAUUGGAUUUUGUCUAUAAUCGUUAAUAGUUAAAAACUAUUUUUUGUCCGAUAUAAUAGCAGGAUUUAUCCUAAGUGAAGUAAAUAAGCAUGUUUUGAGACCAAAGUUGUCCAGAAGUUAUAAUAAAUCAGAUCACAACAGGAAACAAUAUGAUCUGUCAUUGAAACAAAGAUGCAUUACUAUAUAAUAGAAAUGUAAUUUAAUAUUGAUGGUUGUAUUUAUGGUUUUCCAUUCAUCCAUAAUAAAUUAUUAUAUUAUA